UCGGUCCUACAAUUCUCCAUUAACAGUGACCAAGGAAUUCGCAGAGAGUUCCGACCGCAACAACAAGAAGAACAACAAGAGCGACGAAUCAGUGGAGAUGGCCACCAGCGGAAUUGUCGAAUCAUUUCCCACAGGCGCCCUGGUGCCCAAGGCGGAGACGGGGGUCCUCAACUUCCUGCAGAAGUAUCCGGAGUACGACGGACGCGACGUCACCAUAGCCAUCUUCGAUUCCGGCGUAGAUCCCCGGGCAACGGGACUCGAGACGCUUUGCGACGGACACACCGUAAAAGUGAUCGAGCGGUACGACUGCUCCGGAUGCGGGGAUGUGGACAUGAAGAAGAAGGUGACGCCGGACGAGGGCGGCAACCUGAAGGGCCUGUCCGGCAACACGCUCAAACUGAGCCCAGAACUGAUGGCCCUGAACACGGAUCCGGACAAGUCAGUGCGUGUGGGCCUCAAAAGCUUCAGUGAUCUGGUGCCCUCCAAGAUAAGGAACAAUAUCGUGGCCCAGGCCAAGCUUAAGCACUGGGACAAGCCGCACAAAACGGCCACUGCCAACGCCAGUCGCAAGAUUGUCGAAUUCGAGUCACAAAAUCCAGGGGAAGCAUCCAAGCUGCCCUGGGAAAAGAAGAUAGUUAAGGAGAACCUGGACUUCGAGCUGGAGAUGCUCAACAGCUACGAGAAAGUGUACGGCGACAUCAAGACGUCCUACGACUGCAUCCUCUUCCCCACAGCCAACGGUUGGCUAACCAUCAUUGACACCACGGAGCAGGGCGAUCUGGAGCAAGCCUUGCGCAUCGGCGAGUACUCGCUUACGCACGAGACCCGCAACGUGGACGACUUCCUCUCCGUGUCCGUGAACGUCCAUGACGAGGGCAACGUGCUAGAGGUGGUGGGCAUGUGCUCGCCCCACGGCACCCAUGUCUCGUCCAUUGCCAGCGGCAAUCACAGCUCCCGGGAUGUGGAUGGCGUGGCGCCGAAUGCCAAGAUCGUGUCGAUGACCAUCGGCGAUGGCCGACUGGGCUCCAUGGAGACGGGAACAGCGCUGGUGCGGGCCAUGACCAAGGUGAUGGAGCUGUGCCGCGAUGGCAAACGCAUCGAUGUGAUCAACAUGAGCUAUGGGGAGCACGCCAACUGGUCGAAUUCCGGCCGCAUUGGGGCGCUGAUGAACGAGGUGGUCAACAAGUACGGCGUAGUGUGGGUGGCCUCGGCCGGCAACCAUGGACCGGCCCUCUGCACCGUCGGCACUCCGCCGGACAUCAGUCAGCCCAGUUUGAUCGGCGUGGGCGCCUACGUCUCGCCCCAGAUGAUGGAGGCCGAGUACGCGAUGCGUGAGAAGCUGCCCGGCAACGUGUACACGUGGACAUCGCGCGAUCCCUGCAUCGAUGGCGGCCAGGGCGUGACCGUGUGCGCUCCGGGCGGAGCCAUUGCGUCCGUGCCGCAAUUCACCAUGAGCAAGUCGCAGCUGAUGAAUGGCACCAGUAUGGCGGCACCCCAUGUGGCCGGCGCCGUGGCGCUGCUCAUUUCCGGACUGAAGCAACAGAACAUCGAGUAUUCGCCGUACAGUAUUAAGCGGGCGAUCAGCGUCACUGCCACCAAACUGGGCUACGUGGAUCCCUUUGCCCAGGGCCAUGGUCUGCUCAAUGUGGAGAAGGCCUUCGAGCACUUGAUGGAGCACCGGCAGUCCAAGGACAAUAUGCUUAGGUUCUCCGUGCGCGUGGGCAACAACCAGGCCAAGGGCAUCCAUUUGCGUCAAGGCGUGCAGCGCAGGUUCAUCGACUACAAUGUGAACAUUGAGCCGAUCUUCUUCAACGACAAGGAGGCGGAUCCCAAGGACAAGUUCAACUACAAUGUGCGUCUGAAUCUCAUUGCCUCGCAGACCUGGGUGCAAUGUGGAGCUUUCCUGGACCUCAGCUACGGCACCCGUUCCAUUGUGGUGCGCAUUGAUCCCACUGGCCUCCAGCCAGGCGUCCACAGCGCCGUGAUUCGUGCCUUCGACACGGACUGUGUGCAGAAGGGUGCCCUCUUCGAGAUUCCCGUCACAGUGGUGCAGCCCCAUGUGCUGGAGUCUGACCACAGCAAGCCCGUGUUCGAACCCGCCUCCACCAAGGGAGACAAUAGCGUGGAGUUCCAGCCAAACACCAUUCAAAGAGACUUUAUCCUGGUGCCGCAACACGCCACUUGGGCGGAGCUGCGCAUGCGCAUCACCGAUCCCAAUCGUGGCAAGGACAUUGGCAAGUUUUUCGUUCACACAAACCAGCUGCUUCCCAAGCAAUCAUGCCGCAAGCUGGAGACCAUGAAGAUCGUACCCGUGGGUUCGGAGCACGAAGCCACCAUGGUUUUCAAGGUUAAGUCUGGCAAGAUUCUGGAGCUGUGCAUUGCCAAGUAUUGGUCCAACUAUGGCCAGAGUCACCUGAAGUACAGUCUGCUCUUCCGUGGAGUUGAAGCCCACAAUCCCAAUGCCUAUGUUAUGCAUGCCGGAAGGGGCAUUCACAAGCUGGAGGUCGAGUCCUUGAUUUCGGAGGACUUGCAGCCGCUCUUGCAAUUGAAAAACGCCGCUGUGGUGCUGAAGCCCACCGAGGCUAAGAUCUCGCCGUUAAGUGCCACCCGAGACGUGAUCCCAGACGGUCGACAGGUGUACCAGAACCUGUUGGUCUUCAACUUGAACGUGGCCAAGCCCGCGGAGGUGGCCCUCUAUGCCCCAAUCUUCAACGACAUGCUGUACGAGGCAGAGUUCGAGUCCCAGAUGUGGAUGCUGUUUGAUGCGAACAAGGCACUGGUCGCCACCGGUGACGCCCACUCGCACACCUUCUUCACGAAGCUCGAAAAGGGCGACUACACCGUGCGACUGCAGGUGCGGCACGAGAAGCGCGAACUGCUGGAGAAGAUCUCGGAGGCCAAUUUGGUGGCCUCCUUUAAGCUUCCUAACAUGCUCGCUCUCGACAUUUACGAGAACUACAACCAAUGCAUUGUGGGCGGCCGUAAGUUCGUCUCCGGCCAGCUGAGAGGCUCCACCCGGGUGCUGUACAUCGCUCCAAUUGCCCAGGAGCGACUCACCAAGGCCAAUCUGCCCGCCCAGUGCGCCUGGCUGAGCGGCAAUCUGGUAUUCCCCCAGGACGAGGCCGCACGUCGCGUGGCCCUGCAUCCCUUCAACUACAUACUGAACCCGUCAGAGAAGAAGGCAAACACGAACGGAUCCAGCAACGGAUCCAGUGCUACAGGAUCCCCAGCAGCAGCAACCGUCGCCGUCGCUGCCAAUGCGGCCAAACCGAAGGCUCCGGCCACUCCACAGGCAGCCACCUCGUUGAACAAUCCCGCUGCCGGCGAUGGCGUCACGGUGCAGAGCGACCCGCCGGUGGACAGCAAUGCCAGUCCCGCUUCGCCCAAAAAGGGCAAGGCCAAUGCCGACGAUUAUGCCGAAAGCUUGCGCGACUUCCAGUGCUCGCACAUCGCCAAGUGUGAGCUGGAGAUGGCGGAGAAGAUCUACAACGAGGUGGUGGCUGCCCAUCCAAAGCACCUGCCGGCCAACCUGCUGCUCAUCCAGAACAUCGAGUCCACUCAGUUGAAGGUGCAACUGCCGCUGACGUUCGCCAAUGCCCAAAAGACAUCGCCACCGCCGGAGGGAGGAGAGAGUGCCGACAAGCAGAGGGAGGACCAGAAGAAGAUGCGCAGCGCCCUGGAGCGCAUUGUCAAGCUGGCCGAUAAGGUGAUCCAGGAGACCGAUGUCGAGGCACUGCUCUCGUAUUAUGGCCUCAAGAACGAUACUCGAUCCGAUGCAGCAAAGAUAAAGACAAACAUGGACAAGCAAAAGAACAAUCUCAUCGAGGCACUGAGCAAGAAGGGCAUCGCCCUGGCCAAGCUGGCCGUUCUGGAUGAUUGCGUGAAGGAUCGCCUGGCGGAGAUCAACGAUCUGUACACGGAGAUAAUCAAGUUCGUGGAUGCCAACGACACAAAGGCCAUUCAGUUCGCCCUGUGGCACGCCUAUGCCAAUGCCCACUAUGGUCGCAUGUACAAGUUCGUGGUCAAGCUGAUCGAGGAGAAGCGUACUCGCGAUCACUUCGAGGAGCUGGCCGCCAUCAAUGGCGCCCUGGGUCACGAGCACAUCCGGACGGUCAUCAACCGCAUGAUGAUCACCGCCUUUCCCAGCAGCUUCCGUUUGUUCUGAACGCCGAUCCGCAAGCAGUUGACCCACAACAAAUAUUCACGCAUCGAUGCGCUCAUUGUUUUUUGUAUCUAAAAUAACCAAUAUGUAUAUGAAUAAAUGCUAUUAAUUGAAA
Molecule: messenger RNA, 4277 nt
Organism: Drosophila elegans
Lineage: Eukaryota; Metazoa; Arthropoda; Insecta; Diptera; Drosophilidae
Gene: TppII
Product: tripeptidyl-peptidase 2
Exons: 12
Coding region: 98-4165 (1355 amino acids)
Biological process (GO): proteolysis
Cellular component (GO): cytosol
Molecular function (GO): tripeptidyl-peptidase activity; serine-type endopeptidase activity
Source: RefSeq, a predicted model, not a curated record